Messenger RNA from Osmerus eperlanus (European smelt), 1953 nucleotides. Its product is annotated as steroidogenic factor 1-like. The transcript is spliced from 7 exons. Gene Ontology annotation, biological process: regulation of transcription by RNA polymerase II; hormone-mediated signaling pathway; tissue development. Bases 140 to 1648 code for a protein of 502 amino acids. Gene Ontology annotation, molecular function: RNA polymerase II cis-regulatory region sequence-specific DNA binding; zinc ion binding; nuclear receptor activity. Gene Ontology annotation, cellular component: RNA polymerase II transcription regulator complex. Lineage: Eukaryota; Metazoa; Chordata; Actinopteri; Osmeriformes; Osmeridae. The record is from RefSeq and is a predicted model, not a curated record.
UCAGUACACAUGGUGUCGGUGACAAAGUGUACGACGCUGCUCGUUUUCCAGUUACUCGGUUAACGUUUAACCUUCGUGGCAUCCCCGUUUAUAAGCAAUUUCUACAGCAUCCUAACCGCUUUAUUUUCAUUAGUCCUGGAUGAAUAUCCAAACAGACGCCGACAAUUACAGUCAUCACCUAGAGGAGAGCGCUGGGGGACUUGCGGGAGUUACGUUGAACGGAAUGGAGUACAGUUAUGAUGUUGAUUUGGAAGAACUAUGUCCUGUUUGUGAUGAUAAGGUGUCGGGAUACCAUUAUGGUCUAUUAACUUGUGAGAGUUGUAAGGGCUUUUUUAAAAGGACUGUUCAAAACAAUAAGAGGUACACAUGUGCAGAGAAUCAGAAUUGUAAAAUUGACAAAACUCAAAGGAAACGGUGUCCAUUUUGUCGAUUCCAGAAAUGUCUAAGUGUUGGAAUGCGAUUAGAAGCGGUUCGUGCAGACCGAAUGAGAGGUGGCAGGAAUAAAUUUGGCCCCAUGUACAAGCGUGACCGGGCCCUUAAGCAGCAAAAAAAGGCUUUAAUACGAGCCAGCAGCCUCAAGAUGGAGACCAGCACCCCUCUGGUUUCCACCAGUCAGGUGGACUACAGCUUCACCAGCAGCCUACCAGCACUGCACCCGUUGCCCAAGGGCAUUAUCCAGACCACCCCCACCUCCCUCCCCCCAACAGACUACAACCGCAACCUCUAUGGACCUCCAUCACUGGGGGUACCAGUGCCCAACAAUGCCUCCCAACCAGUUUAUUACCAGUACAGCUCCUUCCCCAACCGGGUGAUCAAGUCAGAAUACCCGGAUCAAUAUACAAGUUCUCCAGACUCUGUGGUGGGGGGCUGCGUUUACCCUGACCAGGUGUACUCAGUACCAGGCUCACCUCAGGCUGUUGGGGUGCCUCAGAUGGUGCUGGAGAUCUCACGCUGUGACCCUGAUGAGCUGCAGGUGCAGAGUAAGAUUGCUGCCCAUCUCCAGCAGGAGCAGAGCAGCAGAGGGAAGAUGGAGAGGGCCAGCACCUUCAGUGUCAUGUGUCUCAUGGCCGACCAGACGCUGUUCUCUGUCGUGGAGUGGGCCCGCAGCUGCAUCUUCUUCAAGGAGCUCAAGGUUGGAGACCAGAUGAAGCUUCUUCACAACUGCUGGAGUGAGCUAUUAGUGUUAGAUUUCAUCUCCAGACAAGUCCAUCAUGGAAAAGGGGGAAGUGUUCUUCUGGUCACCGGACAGGAGGUAGAGCUUGUGUCCAUAGCUUACCAGGCUGGAGCCACACUCAGCAGUCUGGUCCAGAGGGGACAGGAGCUGGUGGAGAAACUGCAGAGCUUACAGGUUGACCGCCGAGAACUGGCCUGCUUAAAGUUCCUCAUCCUCUUCAAUCCUGAUGUAAAGCUUCUGGAGAACCAGUCAUUUGUUGAGAGUGUUCAGGAACAGGUGAAUGGGGCUCUGCUAGAGUACACGCUGUGUGCUUAUCCACAGUACCUGGACAAAUUCAGCCAACUUCUACUGCGACUCAGUGAGCUGCGCUUGCUCAGCAUCCAGGCAGAAGACUACCUGUGUUACAAGCACCUGAGUGGAGAGGUUCCCUGUAACAACCUUCUCAUUGAGAUGCUGCAUGCCAAGAGGGCAUGAGGGUGAGGAGGGGGGGGGGAGAUCACAUGGGGUGUCAGUGUUGCUCAAAUGUUGUCUGUGUAAAAGCGAGAAUGUUUGUGUUGAGAGAGGGACUGUGUUUGCCUUUGCGUGUGUGUGCGUGUGUAAAUUAAACACAUCACAGAGCCAACUCAAAGCUGGCUAGCUUAGGCAUUGUGCCGUGGGUUAUCACUACAGUUUAUUGCUUUAGACUGGUUCGGAUUGCUUUCAUUCCUGUCCUACAAUAUAUUUGCGGUAUGCAACUUAAAGACAUUUCCAGUUUAACAUCUCUUUUACUGUGCAAACCA